Cylicocyclus nassatus is the source of this 501-nucleotide messenger RNA. NCBI's taxonomy places the organism in Eukaryota, Metazoa, Nematoda, Chromadorea, Rhabditida, Strongylidae. The record is from the annotation of a GenBank genome assembly.
AUGAAGUUGAGGCUAGUAACCUGCAAAUUCUGCGAUCGACUUUAUUCAUGUCACUCGCUGCCUUUGCAUGAGCCUAAAUGCCAGGAAAAUCCAAAUGCUCGAAUUCACACCGAGGAAGUUGGCACGAAGAAAUUGAAAUCUACUCGACCUAGAACGCAGUCGUUGUCACGAUCUGAUGGAGUUGAAUACCGGAUCUGCUUCGUAUGUGGUAAGAGUUUCGAUGAGGACGAAGUGGCCAAACAUGAACGACGCUGUCUCAAAGAUUACAAGCAAGAAUGCGAACGACUCGACAAGCGAUUCGUGUCAAGACCACCUGAACCGUUGACGAUUCCUACUGUGGAUGGAACUUACGAUGCACAUCGGCUCAACGAGCAUGCAAAACAACAAGCGGAAAAAGCACAGCUGCUUCGAUGUCGAAAAUGCUACGCAAAGGUGGCGUUGAGGGAGGCUGAUGAUCAUAAUUGUGGUAGAUUUGAUCCUCCUGUUGAGUUUUACUUCUAA